Alligator mississippiensis (American alligator) is the source of this 5236-nucleotide messenger RNA. It is a transcript of the gene NCAN, whose product is annotated as neurocan. The record is from RefSeq and is a predicted model, not a curated record. Lineage: Eukaryota; Metazoa; Chordata; Crocodylia; Alligatoridae. Gene Ontology annotation, biological process: cell adhesion. The coding region runs from base 336 to 4649 and encodes 1437 amino acids. Gene Ontology annotation, molecular function: calcium ion binding; hyaluronic acid binding. The transcript has 15 exons.
CUCCGGCUCCGGCUGCGGGCAGGUGCGGGGUCGGUGCCCGCCCGCGAGGCUGCGGGGGCGGCCGAUGGCUGCGGGGGGGGCCGGGCGGCGCCGGGGGCCGCGCUGAAGCGGGGCCGGGCUCGGCUUCGUGCCCCUUUUGUUCCCACCGCCGCCGGGGAUGCGCCGGGAUUGGCGCGGCCCCCCCGCGCCCCGCUGCUCGCCCCCCCGGCGCGGCUAGCCCCGACCCUCCCGUCCGGCCCCUUUAAAGCCGAGAUGCCGGCGCUGCCCGGCCGGCGCUGACGGCUGCUGCUCGGCCGCGAUGCCCCGCUCCGGACGCUGAGGCGGGCAGGUCCGGGAUGGGCGGCGUGAUGGGGGGUGCCGGCCGCUGGCUCCUGCUCAGCCUCUCCCUCCUGCCGCUCUCCGUGCUGGGCUCCCAGGACAAUGGGCAGGCCAUCCGGAUCCACAAGGUGCAGCACCAGGCGGUGCGGGUGGGGCUGGCUGAGCCCGUGGCCCUGCCCUGCCUCUUCCUGCUCCACGCCUCGGCCAUGCGGGGGCCCAACGACCCGCCGGACCCGCCGCGCAUCAAGUGGAGCAAGGUGCAGUCGGCGUCCGGCCAGCGGCAGGACGAGCCCAUCCUGGUGGCCAAGGAUAACGCCGUGAAGGUGGCCAAGGCCUACGAGGGCCGGGUGUCCCUGCCCGGGUACCCCCGCGACCGCUACAACGCCACCCUGGUGCUGGGUGCCGCCCGUGCCAGCGACGCGGGGCUGUACCGCUGCGAGGUGGUGGCCGGGAUCGACGACGAGCAGGACCUGCUGCCCCUGGAGGUGACAGGUGUCGUGUUCCACUACCGGGCCGCCAGCAACCGCUACGCACUGACCUUUGCGGAGGCGCGGCGUGCCUGCCGGGACAGCUCGGCCCUCAUUGCCUCGCCCGCACACCUGCAGGCAGCCUUCGAGGACGGCUACGACAACUGCGAUGCCGGCUGGCUGUCAGACCAGAGCGUCAGGUACCCCAUCACGCACUCCAGACCUGGCUGCUACGGAGACCGCAACAGCCUCCCGGGCGUCCGCAGCUACGGGCAGAGGGAAGCCGAUGAAGCUUACGAUGUCUACUGCUAUGCCAGGGAGCUCCAAGGGAAAGUGUUUUACGUCUCCACGCCUGGGCGGCUCACCGCCCAGGGGGCCCGGGAGCAGUGCCAGAGUCACGGGGCCGUGCUGGCCACCACGGGCCAGCUGCACCUGGCGUGGCAGAGUGGGCUGGACCAGUGCGACCCGGGCUGGCUGGCCGAUGGCAGCGUCCGCUACCCCAUCAGCAUCCCACGCAAGAAGUGCGGCGGGGACGAGCCAGGGGUGCGGACCGUGUACCAGUUCCCCAACCGCACCGGCUUCCCUGACCCGGCCUCCAAGUUCGAUGCCUACUGCUACAGAGCACACCAGCAGCCGCCCCCGGGGCUGGAGAAGCAGGAUGCGCCAGUGCAGGAGAGACCGGAGAGCAGGGCAGCCUUGGAGGGGCAGAGCAGCCCCAGGGCACCCGACCUGCUGGGCAUGGACAACCUUCUGGUGGAGCACGAGGAGGAGCUGCCCUCCCCGGGCCACAACGAGCUGUUCCCACGGGAGCGAGAGGACCUCAGCACGUCCGGGGACUCCCGGGAGGUGCCCCGGGAUCACUUCGGCCUCCUGCACAGGCUGGUGGGGCCGGCCCUGCCCGAGGAUGAGCAGCUGCAGCCCGUGCCCGCCAGCCCAGCUGGGGAGCACCCAGCACCCCCUGACACAGGCCCCGAGUGGACAGCAGGGCCCAGGGUGCUGGCAGAGGACAGCACGGCGCUGGCUCCCGUCACGGCCUCCCCUGCAGCUGGGCCGGGUGAGGACGAGUUGCUGAACAUGGUGGACCAGGGGCCUCUGCAGGGCACCCCGGCCGGCACCUGGGAGGGGGUGCCCAGCACCAGCCAGCUGCUGCCCGUGCAAGCAGAUCUCACAGGCCUGGAGGAGCCCAGUGAUGCCGUCAAGCUGCCUGUCUUCCCUUCCCAUCACCCUGCCAUGAAGGUCCCGCUGGGGCCUGCCACCAGCGCCCCAUCAGCCUCCCCCACAACGCCUUCUGCCGGGGCCCAGCACCGCCCGGGGACCUCUGCUGCCGACGGGCCAGAGCUGGCCGGCCCAGGCGCCUCCGAGGAGCCCCGGCCCGCGCCCAGCACCCCCCAGCCCACCAGGAAGAGCAUCUACUCGGGGCUGAAUGGCCGCUACUUCCAGCUGCAGCACGGGCAAGGGGGCCAAGGCACGGAGCGGGGCAGCACGGAGCCCCCCUUCCUGGCGCAGGAGGCAAGAGGCGUCGCGGCCAACGCGGUGGAGAUGCUGACCAUGCCGGGGAUCACUGUGGAGCCUGAUGCUGGGGAGGGGGCCUACCCCUUCUCCAACGAAGUGGAGGGGGUGGCCGGCUACCAGCCGCCGGGACCGGAGCACCGCGGCCCCCCGCCCACCCCGUCGCCCCCCGCCCCGAGAGACCAGCCGGCCCCGGGCAGCGAGAGCCCCGAGGUGGAGCAAGCGGCCCCGACGGCCGGCCCCGACGGUGGGGGGCUGGCUGGCCCGGAGGGAGCAGCGCCCAGCACCCCGGCUCGCCUGACGCCGCCUGUGCGCCCGCCCGGUCCCGCCACCUCCGGAGCCCCCCUGGCCGGGGCGGCAGACGCUCCCGCCGGCGCCAGGGCCCGCGGGGAUCACCCGCAGCUGGGGGAGGAGCCGGAGGAGCUCUCCGGGGAGCCGCCGUCCAGCGAGGAGGGCGGCCGUGUCCCCCUCGGCCCCGGCUCAGCGAUCUCGGCGUCGCCUCCGCCCGGGGGCAGCGACGGCAGCGGCGCCGCGGAGCUCAGCUUCCAGGCCGUGACCUUCACCGAGAGCCUGGGGGUCCCGGCCAACGCGGAGAGCUCCGGCGCCCCGGAGCCCUGGGAGGGGGCCGGCAGGGAAGGAGCCCCGCCGGGAGAGGCAGGGGAGCCCGGCCUGGGCAGCGCGGCUGCAGGAGGGGACCCCUGGGGCCAGGAGCAGGAGGACAGCGCAGAGGAGGGACAGGCGGCGCCGCCCGGGAGGACCCCCGGUCCCCAGGAGGAGGAUCGCCCAUCCCCGACCACUGCCCGCUGGGCCCCGGGGCAGCUCCCGGCCGCCAGCCGCCCCGCUGAGCCGCAGCCCGACGCCGCCCUGGCGCUGACACGGCCCGACGAGGUACCGCCCUGGGCCGCCGGCCGGGAUCCAGGCCCCCCCGAGCCACUGGGGACCGCGCAGCCGGUGACCGGGAGCGAGCAGGACGCAGGAGCCGCCGGGGCCACCCCGGAGCCCGCCCGCACCCACCCGCCCGCAGCGGGCCCGGCGGGGGCCACCCCCGCGCUGCCAGGGAGCUCCGGCGCGGAGGCGCUGCGGAGCGGGGCCCCUGCCCGAGGGGACGCGCGGAGCGAGCAGCCGCCGACGGCGCGGGGCCCUGCGGCUGCGGCCCCGCUGCUGGCACACGGCCCGGGCGCCACCGCCGCUCCCCGGGGGCCCCUGCCCGAGUCGCCCACCGGGGUGCUGCCGGCGGCUCCCGGCCCGGAGCCCCCUGCGCUGCCCUCGGCUGGGCUGGACGGGGCCGGGGCCAGGACCGAGAGCCCGGACGGCGGCAGCGGCGAGGACCCGGCGCUGCCCUUCCUCGGGGAGGCGGAGAUCGGGGCCUGGCUGGGCGACGGCAACGACAGCGUGCUGGCCCCCGCCGACCCCUGCGAGAACAACCCCUGCCUGCACGGCGGCACCUGCCAGUCCAACGGCAGCGUCUCCAGCUGCACCUGCGACCCGGGCUUCACCGGGGAGAACUGCGAGAUCGACAUCGACGACUGCCUGUCCAGCCCCUGCCAGAACGGAGGCACCUGCAUCGACGAGAUCAACUCCUUCGUCUGCCUCUGCCUGCCCAGCUACGGGGGCAGCCUCUGCGAGAAAGACACGGAGGGCUGCGACCACAACUGGCACAAGUUCCAGGGCCACUGCUACCGCUACUUCGCGCACCGGCGCUCCUGGGAGGACGCGGAGCGUGACUGCCGCCGCCGCGCCGGGCACCUCACCAGCAUCCACUCGCAGGAGGAGCACGGCUUCAUCAACAGCUUCGGGCACGAGAACACCUGGAUUGGGCUCAACGACCGCAUCGUGGAGCGGGAUUUCCAGUGGACCGACAACACUGGCCUGCAAUACGAGAACUGGCGCGAGAACCAGCCCGACAACUUCUUCGCGGGCGGCGAGGACUGCGUGGUGCUGGUGUCGCACGAGAUUGGCAAGUGGAACGACGUGCCCUGCAACUACAACCUGCCCUACAUCUGCAAGAAGGGCACAGUGCUGUGCGGGCCGCCGCCCGAGGUGGACAACGCCUUCCCCGUGGGCAGGAGGAAGGAGAAGUACAGCAUCCACGCCACGGUGCGGUACCAGUGCGCCGACGGCUUCAUGCCCCGCCACGUCCCCACCGUCAAGUGCCACAGCAACGGGAAGUGGGACCGGCCCAAGCUCCUCUGCACAAGACAAGGUCGCACCGAACCCGGCGCCACCACCGCCGCCACCGCAGCCACCCACACCGCCCGCACCGCCGCCACCAGCCCCGCAAGGAGCGGCGAAAACACCGCCGGCCGCACCCGCCCGCCUGGCUGGACGAGGGCCGCGGCUUCUAGGGGCUGGUGACGAGGAAGCACAACCCCCCCGCCCUCCCCUCCACUCCCGGGACGAGACGUGUUUGUGAUGGGAACAAUCCCGCCCCCGCGGUCCCCCUUCCCCAGGGCAGGGCCGGGCCUGACAGGGCGGCCAGGCUGGACACGGAGCUCCCAGCCCUGCAGGGCCCCUCCCUACCCCGGAGCAGCGCCCCGCGGCCCCAGCCCUGCGCCUCUCACCCCAGGACUCGGGCCUGCCCCGUCCCCGCCAACCAGGCAGCCGGUCCUCUCCUCCCCACGGGUGGUCUGGAAACCCCUGGGGUGGAGGCAGCCCCUGCCUGUGGAGGGGAAGGGGCUCCCCUCGCCCCCGGGGGUCUCAGUCCCUUCUUCCCCGCCCCAGCUCUGGGCCCCACGCACAAGGAGUCACGUUUCCCCGGAGGGCAACAGGAUCGGGCCCCUCCCGGUGGGUUUAUGGACCCCCCUUGCCCCCUUCCCCUCCCCAUGUGUCAUCGGUCCGGGUAGGUGUGUGUGGCCGCGGUGCCCUCCGUGUCCCCCCUGGCCCUGGCCCGCCGCGUUUCUGGACCGCUGGACAUUUUAAUAAAUUUUUUUAACAGUUAAUAA